Messenger RNA from Exophiala spinifera, 492 nucleotides. RefSeq lists its product as uncharacterized. The record is from RefSeq and is a predicted model, not a curated record. Lineage: Eukaryota; Fungi; Ascomycota; Eurotiomycetes; Chaetothyriales; Herpotrichiellaceae. The transcript has a single exon. The coding region runs from base 1 to 492 and encodes 163 amino acids.
AUGCAGUCCAGUCGAAGCUUCUCAUUUAGCCGAGCAGUGCCAGGCGAAGUUCCGAUGUCAAAGGCAAUUGCAUGUCUCCACGAGCCUUCAAAUUUCAUCGGCUUGAGCCCGUACGUUAUCAGUUAUCACCUUGCACCGUCGACGGAGCCAUCUUCCACCGCCGUCUCCAAAAACUAUGUGAUCAGCGACCGUGUCAACUAUUUGCCUUUCGGCCUCUGGACGGGACAGAUCGAUGUGCCUGUCACCUAUACAAAUCAAGAGGACGGAGUAGAGGUAGUGAAGAAACCGCCAGUAGGAAUCACUGUCCUGGAGCGCUGGACUCUCCAACCGCCUACGAUAAGCAACCCGCAACAUCCUAACGUUGCCGAGCUGGUCCUGCGCGCUGAACUACAUGGAAACUCUGUAACGCUUUGCAUGGUCGAAGGAAUCAUGAAGAAGUCCCUUGAAAGCUACAUUGAUGGCAUGGUGAAGGUGCUUCAAGCUCUUGAAUAA